Messenger RNA from Camelus dromedarius (Arabian camel), 7844 nucleotides. RefSeq names its product CCAAT enhancer binding protein beta (gene CEBPB). Gene Ontology annotation, molecular function: DNA-binding transcription factor activity, RNA polymerase II-specific; RNA polymerase II cis-regulatory region sequence-specific DNA binding. NCBI's taxonomy places the organism in Eukaryota, Metazoa, Chordata, Mammalia, Artiodactyla, Camelidae. Bases 228 to 1268 code for a protein of 346 amino acids. Gene Ontology annotation, biological process: regulation of transcription by RNA polymerase II; regulation of cell differentiation; DNA-templated transcription. The record is from RefSeq and is a predicted model, not a curated record. The transcript has a single exon.
GGCUCAGGAGAAACUUUAGCGAGUCAGAGCCGCGCACGGGACCGGGAAGGGGACCCACUAGAGGGUCCAGCCGCCAGCCCCCGCACUAGUAGCGGCCACCCCAGCGGCAGUAGCAGCAGCAGCAGCAGCAGCAACACAGCAGCGACAGUUCGGAGUCGGGAGGCCGCGCCACCUGCGGGCCGGCCGGAGCGGGCAGCCCCAGGCCCCCUCCCCGGGCACCCGCGUUCAUGCAACGCCUGGUGGCCUGGGACCCAGCAUGUCUCCCCCUGCCGCCGCCGCCUGCUUUUAAAUCCAUGGAAGUGGCCAACUUCUACUACGAGGCGGACUGCUUGGCUGCUGCGUACGGCGGCAAGGCGGCCCCCGCGGCGCCCCCCGUAGCCAGACCCGGGCCGCGCCCCCCCGCCGGCGAGCUGGGUAGCAUCGGUGACCACGAGCGCGCCAUCGACUUCAGCCCGUACCUGGAGCCGCUGGGCGCGCCGCAGGCCCCGGCGCCAGCCACGGCCACGGACACCUUCGAGGCGGCUCCGCCCGCGCCCGCCCCCACGCCCGCCUCCUCCGGGCAGCACCACGACUUCCUCUCCGACCUCUUCUCCGACGACUACGGGGGCAAGAACUGCAAGAAGGCAGCCGAAUACGGCUACGUGAGCCUGGGGCGUCUGGGGGCCGCCAAGGGCGCGCUGCACCCGGGCUGCUUCGCGCCCCUACACCCGCCGCCCCCGCCGCCGCCGCCGCAGCCGGCUGAGCUCAAGGCGGAGCCGGGCUUCGAGCCCGCGGACUGCAAGCGGAAGGAGGAGGCCGGAGCGCCGGGCGGCGGCGCCGCAGGCAUGGCGGCUGGCUUCCCGUACGCGCUGCGCGCCUACCUCGGCUACCAGGCGGUGCCGAGCGGCAGCAGCGGGAGCCUGUCCACGUCCUCGUCGUCCAGCCCGCCCGGCACGCCGAGCCCCGCCGACUCUAAGCCGCCCCCGGCCGCCUGCUACGCGGGGGCGACGCCGGCGCCCUCGCAGGUCAAGAGCAAGGCCAAGAAGACCGUGGACAAGCAUAGCGACGAGUACAAGAUCCGGCGCGAGCGCAACAACAUCGCGGUGCGCAAGAGCCGCGACAAGGCCAAGAUGCGCAACCUGGAGACGCAGCACAAGGUCCUGGAGCUCACGGCCGAGAACGAGCGGCUCCAGAAGAAGGUGGAGCAGCUGUCGCGCGAGCUCAGCACCCUGCGGAACUUGUUCAAGCAGCUGCCCGAGCCCCUGCUUGCCUCCUCCGGCCACUGCUAGCGCGGCCCCCGCGCGCGUCCCCCUGCCGGCCGGCCUCUGCGCUGCCGGGCGCGCCGCGGCCGCUGAGACUCCGGGAAGCGCCCGCGCUCCCGCCCCCGCCCCUGGUGGCGCCGGCAAAACUUUGGCACUGGGGCACUUGGCAGCGCGGGGAGCUCGUCGGUAAUUUUAAUAUUUUAUUAUAUAUAUCUAUAUUUUUGUCCAAACCAACCGCACAUACAGAUGGGCCGCCCGCCCGUGGUGUUAUUUAAAGAAGAAACGUCUAUGUGUACAGAUGAAUGAUAAACUCUGCCUCUUCUGCCCCCCUCUCCAGGCGCCGGCGGGCGGGCCGGUUUCGAAGUUGAUGCAAUCGGUUUAAACAUGGCUGAACGUGUGUGUACACGGGACUGACGCAACCCACGUGUAACUGUCAGCCGGGCCCUGAGUAAUCGCUUAAAGAUGUUCCUACGGGGUUGUUGCUGUUGCUGUUGUUUUUGUUUUUGUUGUUGUUUUUUUUGGUCUUUUUUGUAUUAUAAAAAAAUAAUCUAUUUCUAUGAGAAAAGAGGCAUCUGUAUAUUUGGGAACCUUUUCCGUUUCAAGCAUUAAGAACACUUUUAAUAAACUUUUUUUUUUUUGAAAAUGGUUAAAAAGCCUUUUGGGGGCAGUAGUUGGCUUUUGAUUUUUUUUCCCUUUAUUUUGGAUUUAUGAUUUUAUAUUUGCUUUUCUGGUGUGUGUAGGGUUGGGGGGGUGUGUGUGUGAGCUGUUACAAUUUUUGGCUUUUUAGUUGGUUGAGUGGGGGUGUUGCAGCUGCUUUUUCUCUUCUGCUACUCCCCACCAGGGCCUGUGCUUGGAGAUGGGGGUACCAGGCCAGGGGUGGGGGAGGGGCAGAGGAGUGCUGGGUCAUGCUUUCAGGGUGACUCAGUGCCCCGGGUGUUGGGGAGGAGUGGCUGGGAAACCUGUUUGGGGAGGGGGUCCAGGGCCUCUGGCUGGUCCUGAGUGCCAGACUUGGGUUUAGAGGGGCGUGGAGGGCUGUGACUUCUGCACAAUGCUUGGAUACCCAAUCAGCAGGCCUGUGACUCUGAAAGAGGAGUGGGUGCAGGUCUUGGUCCUGCUGAGCCCAAGUCAGGGCAGAUUCUUUUGGUAAAUGCAGUGGGGCAGGUUGUUUAAAAAAUAGUAUGUGUGUGUAUAUGUAUUUUUAAGAGAAUAGCUUGGGUGUGUGGGCGGGCUUGUGUUUGUGUGCCCCUGGCCAGCGAGAGGGGAGAAUCUGGGCUAGGUGGGGAGGCGGAGGGAAGGGUUCCUAUACUUCUACUCCUUUCCCUAGGGGUGGGAGAUGUACCACUUGUCCUCUUUGCCCAGUUGUGGACACUGAGGCCCAAUCUCACCUGCUUGCUCAAGGUGGCUGAGCCCAAGCUGCAGUCCCUGAUUCCCUGGGAAAGAAAUGGCCCCUGGCAAGGCUUCUGCUUCCCUGCCCCCUGAUACCCUCCCGCCCCUCUGCACUGCACCUCCACCCCCACUCUAGCCCUGGACGGCAUUCCUGAGAGCUGAGGAUGUAGACGGAGGGGUUAGUGGAUACACGUACAGCGUCCCACGGUGCCUGGCACGCAGGAGGUGUUACAUAAGCGUUUGCUCUUGUUAUUAUUUUUCACUGGGAGGCUCCUGGCAUUUGGCACUUGAGUCUUUAGUACAGCGUGAGUGUGGCCAGCACUUGCCAGGGGCUGGUGUCCAGUAAACCCUGGACCUGCCCCAUCUCAUUUAAACCUCACAACAACUUCUGGAGAGGCUGGUACUAUUAGAAGGCUUGUUUUUAGAGCCGUGGAGCAGACUUUUGGCUGUCACAUCCCUAAACGUGAGAAAUUGGCUUGGGGGUCCGCCUGCCCUAGGAAUUCAUGGGUGGAGGUUGGAAGGGGGAGCCUCAUAGAUUAGUUUGUUGAGGGCAUGGUGUGGCCUGGGAUUUUGGGAGCAGCUGCUGUUACUGUGGCUUGAGAAUGGGGAAUGCUUUUUCCCUCCCUUUCCUUUUGGGGGCCUGGAUGUUCUUUCCCUGUGGGACCCCAGGAUGUGGGGGAUAGAGACACUCAGCCCCCACCAUUAUGUAGCUGAGGAUCAAGGCAAACACCACCUCCCUAACACUAGUGUCUCCCGUUUGUGGCCUGAGGGCUGUACAGAGCACUGGGCAGAAAUAACCUCACUUUGGCUCUGGGCCUCUGGUCUGGCCCUGGAUAGGUCUUCUCGCCUGGAGUGGCCGGGUGGCUGAUGGGAACCUGGAGUCUCAGAGUCAGUCCAGUACCAGCGACAGCAUAUCGGCUCAACUCCCUCUGGGUUUUACCUGCUGAAGGGCAGGGCCUUGGGGGCUGGAUCCUGGGAACGAGGUAGCUCAGUCUUUGGGUGGGGAGGGGGUGUUGCAAUUUAGGAACGGACCUCUUCAAUCCUCACUCUCCUUCUGGUCAUCGAAGGUUGGCUAGUGGCUGCCCCUCACCCAUUUUUGCAUCACGAGGACACAAAGGAGAGAGGGGAGCAACCUGGCCAAAGAGUGACCCCAGGCUUCCCUUUCCUGAACGACGUAGCAGAGCCAGUGUUGAGUGCAGCUCUUCACACACUCCCACCCUGCUGUAAUCUACGUAAGCACCCAGGGAAGUUGUUAACACCUGUUUUCAAAAGUAAACUGAGGCCCAAAAACAGUGGGGUUAGUGCUCAGGUAGGACAAGAGUGGAACCAGUUAGAAAGCUAAGUCCGACCCCCAAGUCUCUGGGGAGAGCUUGGGGCUGAGAGCCUGGUUGGUAAUCCCAGCCCCUCUCCCAAAUUCUGAGCCCCCGCCUGGAGGACUCCUUGCCCCACCCCCAGCUCAGGCACCCCACGUGCCAGAGUUAAGUGACUUGCUGACGGUUUCAGUUUGGAAGUGACAUUAAGGGGACUUGAACUUGAACCCAUCUAACUACUGCUGAAGAGGUCUGGGAGAAAUAGGUAAACAGGUUGAGGGCUCUGAUGGUGGCCUGUGUAGCCUAAUGUGGGAGCACUGUGGACAGAAAUGUGCCCAAAGGACUUGGGGAAACGUCAUAGAUUGGGGGAACACCCACCCUAUGGCUCCACUAGGCUAGGAGGUCUAAAGUCUUGUAGAGUGGAGGGACUAGUCCAUUCAAAAGCUGGGAAACAAGAAAGAGAGCAGGAUGGGGUGAAGCAUGAGGAGGCCAGGGACAUGCCUCAAGGAAUAAGAAUAAUAGUGGAUGCAAGUUCAGUGCUUACGAUGUGCAAACAGCACUCCAAGACCUUGGCACAGAUGGAUUUGCUGGUUUCUUCCAUCUGCCUGGGAAAGCUGGUCAUGUUAACCACAGGCCCAUUUAGUGGGGUUGACCACUGAGGCUAGCUGGGACCCCUAACCUGUUGUUUGCUCAGGACAGGAGAGUUGACAGAACACAUUUACACCUCAUAAUCUUAGGCAAUUGCCUCACAACCUGGUGACUUUACCAAGGAGAAAAGUGGGUGUCAGAAAUGAAAGCUGUAGACACUGCUGGGUGAUGGGCCCUGUGCUCAGGGUGUGCUGGCUCAUCGGUGUCUUGGAGGCCAUGGCUUUCGUUAUUGGCAUUUUCCUCCCAAGCAAGCGGGCUCAGAGAGGGUAAGUGGCCUGUUCAAGGUUGCACAGCUAAGAAUGGUAGAAGUUGGGGUAGGAAAGAGGAGGGGAACUUCCCCAUCUGAACACCUAAAGAAUGUCCUCCUCCCCUAAAGUCCUGUUCAGACCUCCCUGGGACUUUUUUGUUUUUGUUUCUGAGAUUGUUUAUUUGUCCAGUUUUUUUUCAUUUAUUUAACAAGCAUUUAUUGAUAACCUGUUGUGUGCCAGGCCCUAUGCUAGGUGUUGGGGACAUGUGACCAAGAUGGAGGUGACAGUUUAUGGGGAGACACAGACAGUAAAUAUCUAGUAACUGGAACAAGAUAAUGACAGGUGGGGGUGAGGGCUCUGAGGCAAGGAAAGUAGGGCAGGGAGUGGUGGGGAGGUCUGGGAAGGCCUCUUCUAGGAGAUGGCAUCUGAGCAGAGGCCUGAGCCAGGUGAGGUGUGAGGAGGGAAGAGCAUCAGCUUCCUGAGCACUCACUCUACACCAGGCGUCGUGUGUACCUUAUGUGCCUUUUAUCCUUGCGAGAAUCCAAUGACGUGGAUGCCAUGUAUCAUCCCCUCUUCCCUAGUUGGGAAAACUGAGGCACAGAGAGGUGAAGACACUGGCCCAAUGGCUGAUAAGUGACCAGGGUGAGACCUUCUCCUCCUGCCUCCUGCCCCCCAGACCUCUCAUCUGUUCUGUUUUUCUGUCCUGCUCCCACCCCCUUAGUCCUUUCUCAGCCUUUCACCUACUUGGUGACUUGUGAUGGAGUCCCAGUGGCCCCAGCUAGCCGGCCAUGUGGCCAGACCCCACUCCUUGGGAGUUUUCAACCUUGUAUUGGUUGUGGCCAUGGGCAGGGAAGUGAGGGGGGCCAGGGUGGGCUGGGAAAUUAGGGGCUUCUGGGGCUCCAGGCUGUCAGAGUUCGAGUCCCUUCCAGGUGCCCUCUGAGGCCAAGAGGUAGGAGUCGUGUUUCAGAGUGGAGACCUGAGACUCUGAGAAGGGACCUCACUUGCCCAGAAAGAAGAAAAAUUGGGAUCUGAAUCCAGGUCUGUCUGAGACCCAGGCUAAGCCACUUUUCUGUCUACUAGUUACUGUACAUGGGAGAACAGAUGAGCAAACCUCGAUUUUGCACCCUUUGACCCAUCUUUGAGUAAGAUGCAGGGAAAAAAAGCUCUGAGCUUUGUCCCUUACUUGCUUGGUGACAUUGGGCAAGAUGAUUGACCAGUUUGGGUCUGGGCUUCAGAUGACGGAUUAGCAGGCUAAUGUCGGACUAUGAUAAAGGCUUUGGGGAAGUGGUAGAGGGUGACUGGGGAGAGUAUUUAGAGAGCAUUCCAGGCAGAAGAAGCAGCAGGUGCAAAGGCUCUGACAUAGGACCAAGCUCAGUAUAUCACGGAAAGAGUGAGGAGCAGUGUGGCUAGAGUAGAGGCAGCCAGGGGUGGAGUGGGGAGAGGGGGACAGAUGGUGGCAGGGUCCUUCAUGCAAGGCCGUGGAGGCCAGGGUGAGGCUCAGAGAGGUUGUUUUGAGGAUGGAUGAUUGGGUGUUCCUGCCAGGGCUUGGCACCCGGAAAGCCCUUAAGUUUGUCGAUGGGAUGACACAGGCCCCUCGGCCUCAGGAUUAGGCAAAGUGCAAUGGGUGAAGGGGGCAGGGAAGCUGCUUGCCUGGGCCCAGGAGAUCUUGUGGGUGAGGAGCCUCUGACCCAGGGCCUGGAGCCACAGGCAGGAAUGAGGGGAAGGGCAUGCCAGGAGUGGGGUACGGGAGGAGCAAAGGCUGGGAGCCAAGAGAGGGAGAGUUCUUUGGGAAGCAGUGACUGUAGGGGAGAGGGCACUGAGGAGGGAGAGAGGGGAGGCUGGAGAGGGAGGCGGGGCUAGGCCUCCCUGAGGCCUCCGGGUAUGGUAUUAGGCUAUUAUGGGGAAGGUAGGACGCUUGACCCCAGGAAGGGUGUCUUCUUUUUAUUUGAUUUCCUAAGUAGUACCUGAUCAUGGUGGGAAGGUUGGAGAAUACAGAGUAUCAAUAAAAGAAAGGAAUAAAAAGCACCCAUAAUUCUACUACCCAGAAAUAAACCCUGGUUAACUUUCACAGCGUGGCCUUGGGCAAGUCACUUUACCUCUCUGUGCCUUAGUUUCCUUGUUUAUAAAAUGGAAUAAUAAUAGUAUCUUCCUCAUAAAGUUGUUGUGAGGAUUAAAUGAGUUAAUCCAUGUAACAUAGUUAGAGCAGUGCUGGCACACAGUAAGCCUUCAUCAUCAUAAUUAAUAACAUCAUUACUAUCUUGUAGGGUUAAGAGCCCAGAUGCUGGCAUUUAGCUGCCUGUAUUCUAAAUGUCCUGAGGUCACCACUUCCUGGCUGUGUGAUUUGGGGUGUGUGACUGUAUCUCACUGGGUCUCAGUUUUCUUAUCUGUAACAAGAAGAGACUAAAAUUCCUUAUAAUGUUUUGUAAAGAUUUGACAGAUUAAUUCAUGCAGGGUGAUCGUAGAGAGAGACCUCUGUGUGCAGCAGUUAUUUCUUUCCAGAAUUUUUGUUCCACGUGUAUUUUUUCUUCAUUGUAGCUAACGUUGCCUAUUUGAUAUUCACACACCAUCCCCCUUUCUUCCUUAGCAAUGGGACCCCCUAUAGCUGGGGCAGGUGGCAAGUGCUACACAUCCCAGCUUCUCUUACAGCGAUCGAUGACCAAUAAUAUAUAAACAGAGAUUAUAGGUGAGGUUUCCAGGAAAGCUCUUUAAAAUGGGCUGACUCAGCUGUGAGAUAAAUUCCCUUUUGCUUACCCCCUCUGCAAUCACACUCAUCCCCCUGCUUCUUUAUAUUUCCUGCCUGGAAUUCAGAUGAAGUGGCUGGAGCUUCUGGGGCCAUCUUGAACAUGAGGCAAACAUUGAAGCAUGGAAGCCACUGAGAGUGGUGAAAUCAAGAGAUAAAAGACAUUGGGUUCUUGAUGGUGGUGGAACAGCCACACCAGUCCUUGUCUGCCUUGCUCUGGAUUUGUUUACAUGGUAGAAAAAUAAAUCUCUGCUUAUUGAGGUCUCUGUCA